UUUGAAAGGUUUUUAAUUCCAGAUACUCCAUUACAACUAAUUAACCUUUCUAAUAUUAUAAAAAUUAUACUUAAUCUAAAGUAUCAUGUUAUUAAACUUCAUUGCCUUGUAGAAUCCAAUUGUCAAAAAGAUUUUAAGCGUGGUGGUAUACAACAUAUUGAUGAUUCUGCUGUGUUUUCGUCAGAUAAAUAA
This is a messenger RNA of Dentiscutata erythropus, 192 nucleotides long. Lineage: Eukaryota; Fungi; Glomeromycota; Glomeromycetes; Diversisporales; Gigasporaceae. The record is from the annotation of a GenBank genome assembly.